AUGAAAGUCCUUGCAGAUAAACAACGUCAAGAUCGUUCAUUGGAGGUAGGGGAUUAUGUUUUGGUGAAGUUGCAACCCAAUAGACAGAUAUCAGUAGCCAAACGUUCUAGCCACAAGUUGGCCAAACGUUUCUUUGGCCCGUUCCAAGUAACAACAUCAGUAGGUUCAGCGGCUUAUCGAGUUCAGUUACCGAAAAGAUCUCGCAUCCAUCCAGUUUUUCAUAUUUCUGUGUUGAAGAAAUUCUACGGAGAUCCAUCAGCAUCCACUCUUUUGUUGCCUUUGGAGUCAAUUGACAACUGUCCUAUGCAGUCUCCUAUAGCUAUACUUGGUAGCAAGCUUGAUAAAGGCAAACGUAAGAAUCAACGUAAUUUCUUUGUGUAG
Molecule: messenger RNA, 381 nt
Organism: Gastrolobium bilobum
Lineage: Eukaryota; Viridiplantae; Streptophyta; Magnoliopsida; Fabales; Fabaceae
Exons: 1
Coding region: 1-381 (126 amino acids)
Source: RefSeq, a predicted model, not a curated record